AUUCUGGACCUUCUGAAGGUGAAGCUGCUCGGACCGGCGUACAGGACUUUCCACACACAGCUCUACACCUGCUCGGAGACUUUUGACUUCCUGCCGGUUCGUGUUCUGCAGGACUUAACCUCUACGGGCCUUUUACCAGGGUCGAUUUUAGCAGUUCUGGUGGCUGUUUUGAUGAUUGUCUGGCCCCUAAUUCAAAAAAGGCCAGUCACGUCUGAUCAGUCAACCGAGUCUUCCGGUGAUAGAUGCGAAAGUCUUCUUCAGCUACACCAGCUGCCCGCCAGGGAUGUCGCCCUUCUCACCAGAGACUUUAUCUCCGUCUUCGUCCUACUUCAGCUGGCAGCGUUUGCCCUCUUGGCCGGUAUGAUCAUGCGCUUGAAGCUCUUCUUUGUGCCACAACUCUGUCUGAGUUUGGCUAUCCUUGCCCAACCCCGACUCUUCUUUGGCUCGCACAAAUUGCUGCGUCUUUUCGUCAGCAGCAAGCCUUCCAAGUCUUCCAGAAAACUCUCUCAGCGAGCCGCCUCCUCACCUUGGCCCACCAGAGCCCUCUUUUUCAAGGUCAUACGGAUCCACUCCAUUUUCAUCCUCUUCCUCGUGCUCAGCGCCCUCAAAGGCUGGCAAAAUUUGCGGGAUGAAUGGGGAAAAGUUGGCGAGUUCUCUGCUCCCACUACUGAGACCCUGUUGAACUGGGCCAUAUCUCUUCCCGCCCGCGCAGAUAACCGCCCCUGGGUGUUUACCGGCCCCAUGCCAGUCAUGGCCACCCUGCGUUUGGGAUUGAUUACGAGACUUAACCACCGCCCCGGUGUGCCAUUAAACGCCAAAUUUGCCAUCACAAAUCACCCACACUAUGAGAACGAGUUACUCCGAACGCGAACCAUAUUGGCGUAUUCGCUGACCAGCCGGAAGCCCCUGGUCACCAUCUGGUCCAUCUACCGUUACGUUCUGAUGGCGGAUUUCGUUGUGGUAGAACGAGGAUGGUGCAUAAAUCCACAUGCGGGGCCGGGCUGUAGCCCGUCGGAGAUUUGGGAUCUGCAAGACCCUGCGUUCUCCGACCGAGGUGAUAGUCCCUGCACAUAUGCCUUCAUCUCCGACCUCUCUCCCGAGGACUCUGUGCGCGCCUUUAGCGGCUACUUUAGACCCGUCUUCCGUUCACUAGAUCACUCACUCGUCGUCUUAGAAGUCGCCCGUCGUCCUUUCCUUUUUGUUUAA
Molecule: messenger RNA, 1206 nt
Organism: Dibothriocephalus latus
Lineage: Eukaryota; Metazoa; Platyhelminthes; Cestoda; Diphyllobothriidea; Diphyllobothriidae
Source: the annotation of a GenBank genome assembly